UUUUUUUUUUUUUUUUUUUUUUUUUUUUAACUCAAGUGAUCAUAAGAGAAUACUACAUUUAACUUCUUCCCUUUUUUUAAAUUUCUUUUAUUUUCCCAAUAAGUCUGUCAAGUCAAGAUAAUUUUAAAAAUAGAAUAGUCACUUGUAGUUGUAGUACCUCCUCGUAUCUCUCCAAAAAUCCCUCCCUUUUUAUUUCCAAUUCUUGACCCAUUUGCACAUCAACUUUUUUACCUCUGCCUCUCUCUCUCUCCCAAACAAACCAAAAAUAAAAACUCAAUUUUUGCUUCACCAAUUAAUUGUUAAUGCAGUAUUAUACUUGGGUUCUUCCAAAGUUUCUAAGUUUCGAUUGCUAUAAACCAGGUGAUAUCACAUGCCUCACCGUGAAUUUAGCUAGGAUUUGGGUAUUUCUAUGCAGUUUCCAAAUGUCACAUUUUGUUGGUUAGCUUAAGAAGAUGACGUUGCUUUUUGUUGUUCAAGCUAGAUGUCUGAUUUGCUGAUAAAAGAAAGUUGAAUUGAGUGAAGUACAUUGAAUGUGAGAGGUUGUGACAAAGUUCAGAAUAGAAAAGGGGGAUAACGGUUGAAGACUUUUUGUAUUUUUUGGGUGCUCUAGAUUACAAGAUUCCAGGAAGAGAUUGUGUUUAAGGUAGUUGAAAAAAGUCCUAUAAUAUCGGAGGCGUUUGUCUGGUCAAUUCAUUGCUGGCGGCCGUCUUAGGUUUUAAAUAGCAUAUAAGGGGUUCAAGGUUUUUUUUAGAGAUAUUGUGAAGCAAGGGAAGAAGUGCUUUGCAAAUGGGGCACUAUGCAGCAGUCUGGGAUCAUGCGGCGGCAAUUGAAGUAACAAAAGAUUGGAAUGGGAUUGAACAGGUUGUGCUUCGGAACCCUCAGGGUGCCUCUGCGCGGGUUAGCUUGCAAGGAGGACAAGUUACAUCUUGGCGGAAUGACCGAGGGGAAGAGCUCCUAUUCAGCAGCUGUAAGAGCAUCUUCAAGUUUCCAAAAGCGACACGAGGAGGAAUCUCUGUUUGCUUUCCACAGUAUGGAACUGGUGCUUCACUUGAGCAACUUGGAUUUGCGAGAAAUAAAAUCUGGAUCAUUGAGGAGGACCCUCCUUUUUUAUACUCAUAUGACCCACAAGGAAAAUCUUUCAUUGACUUGCUGCUCAAAGCUUCAGAAGAUGAUCUGAAGUUCUGGCCCCACGGUUUUGAGGUUCGGCUUCGGGUUUCACUGGCAUCAGAUGGAAGCUUAUCCUUGAUAUCUCGUAUCAGAAACAUCAACGGCAAACAAUUCAGCUUCUCAUUUGCUUAUCACACAUACUUGUCUGUUUCCGACAUAAGUGAAAUAAGGAUCGAAGGUUUAGAAACGCUGGACUAUCUGGACAACCUUUGCCAGAAAGAACGCUUUACAGAACAGGGAGAUGCCAUAACUUUUGAAUCUGAGAUGGACCGUGUCUAUCUUAGUACCCCAAAUCGCAUUGCUGUUCUUGAUCAUGAAAGGAAACGAACAUAUCUGAUAAGGAAGGAAGGGUUGCCAGAUACUGGGGUGUGGAAUCCAUGGGAGAAGAAAGCCAAAGCAAUGGCGGAUUUCGGUGAUGAUGAGUAUAAGCAGAUGCUUUGUGUUGAUGGUGCAGCAUUGGAGAAACCUAUCACAUUGAAGCCAGGAGAAGAAUGGACCGGUCGUGUAGAGCUUGUGGCCGUGCCAUCGAGUUUUUGUGAUCUUUGAUCCUUCAAAGUCUGGGCAGAAUUAUUAUAGUAAUGCUCAGCAGCUUAAUGAGGAACUGUAAACUCUAUACUAGGUUUAUGCACUUGUUAAUGAUGAUGUUGUGAGGUGUUUAUACAUUAGUCAUUAAACUGUUGUUCAUGAACCACCUAAGCCUAUCGUUUUUUUAGAAUGGCUGCUUGGUGUUUGUCUUUUGAAGAGUAAAGUUGUUUGCAUUGCA
Messenger RNA from Capsicum annuum, 1930 nucleotides. Its product is annotated as putative glucose-6-phosphate 1-epimerase. Bases 787 to 1713 code for a protein of 308 amino acids. The record is from RefSeq and is a predicted model, not a curated record. Gene Ontology annotation, molecular function: carbohydrate binding; isomerase activity. Lineage: Eukaryota; Viridiplantae; Streptophyta; Magnoliopsida; Solanales; Solanaceae. Gene Ontology annotation, biological process: carbohydrate metabolic process. The transcript has 9 exons.